Molecule: messenger RNA, 33272 nt
Organism: Chlamydomonas reinhardtii
Lineage: Eukaryota; Viridiplantae; Chlorophyta; Chlorophyceae; Chlamydomonadales; Chlamydomonadaceae
Exons: 25
Coding region: 332-32428 (10698 amino acids)
Source: RefSeq, a predicted model, not a curated record
GAACAGGACCUGGGGCAACCCCACUGGGGAAAGCCGCAAUGUGCACGAUUGCCAGGCGAUUGAUUUCCCGAUCGCCACGAAUGCAACGCUGAAGCUUUAUAUGUGCACAUAACUAACUCGUGGCAUGUUGUAUGCCCCGAUAAUGACCCACUUGUGAGAGAGCUAAGCACACGGAAUAAAACUAGAAGAGAUGGCCGCUGCGAGCAGAGACUCGCAGCGGCCUGCGCUGCUGCGCUUACUAUUUCUCUUAUUGUGCCUAGCCGUCACAAAACCUGUGGCUGGCACACUAAGCCUUGUUGUGUUCGACUCCUCCUCCUCCGCGUCCUCGUCUAUGACAUUCGACACGACGUACUCACAAGCAUGUCAGCCAAAUACGCCAUUCAGUGGAUGCAAGCAUGAAGGCGCCUGGUCUGCGGUCACCACAGCCCUCAGUCCGGACGCGGUGAGCUGCGAUGACCAGUUCGCCUGCAUGGAUCUACAGAUCUACAGUGGUGAAUGUCUCGACGUAGUCGAGUCUGGCAUCGUCAACAAGUACUGCAAGGUGUGCCUGACAUGGGGCACGUGGAGUGAGCCGGAUGGCCAGUUCAGCGACCGGCCGCUGUGCGGCAAGACCUCCUCAAGCAUGGAGUACAUUUGCGCAGCGGACCGCCUUUCCAACUGGUGGAAGGCUCCCUCCACCUACGUGAACAACACCAGGCUGCUGACAAAGGACACAGGCAUCAUGUACGGGUGGAAUGAGGGCCGAGACGGCGCCUACUGCCAGUGGGCGCGAUGGGGUCCCGGAGACACAGCCAACAAGGUCGUCUCCUUCACUAUCAAGGACGCGUACGGGAGCUGCCUGCCGUUCGGCGUCAACACCAAGUCCUACACGGUCCAGGGCAUGGCCGCGACUUGCCAGCGCAAGCGCUCCUCGGGUGGCUGCAGCUCGUCCCUCCCGGACGACAACCAGUGCCUAUGGACGUUCAAUGUGCCGCAUCCGGUAAACAUGAACUGCCUGCUGAGCCCUCCGCCCAGCCCGCGGCCACCUAGCCCGCGGCCGCCAAGUCCUAAGCCGCCAAGCCCCUCGCCGCCAAGCCCGGCACCAGCGUCCGGCGGAUCACCCCGACCUCCUGUACCGCGGCCGCCCAGCCCCUCGCCGCCCAGCCCCUCGCCGCCCAGCCCGGCGCCGCCGCCCAGCCCCCUGGUUCAGGGGCAGCCCCCGUCGGGCUGCGUGUUCUCUGACCCCACCAACUUCACUGCAGUCACGCCCGGCAAAGGCCCGCUGGACACGUGCGUGGACCAGGCGUCAUGCAUGUCGGUGUACUACAGUGACGCGUGCAGCAUGGUGACGCUUGCCGACGGCACCACGGCGCAGGACUGCCAGGUGUGUCUGUACUGGGACAACAGCCGGAACUGCCCCAAGGCCUACCCCGCCGACAGCGUCAGCCACAUCUGCAGCGGCGACCAGUUCUACGGCGUCAUCCCGUCCGCCGGCGCGUCGGCGGUGACCGGCGCCACGGCCAAGCGCGACACUUGGUGGGGCGGCCUGUCACAGCGCUACUGCCAGUACGUUCGCUUCAGCACGUCUACGCUGGCCCCCGCCACUGUGUAUUUCACCGUCAAGGACGGCAGCGGCUCGUGCCUUGCCGCCGGCGCGCCGCCGCUGAGCGUGACGCUGAACGGCCUGGCUGCGACGUGCCAGGGCCCACGCACGGUGAACGGCCAGCUCGCGGGCUGCGGCAUUGGCGACCAGCCGAACGAGUGUCUGUGGACCUUCACCGUGCCGCACCCCGACUCGCCGGACUUCAAGUGCGCCACCCGUCCGCCCAGCCCUGCGCCACCUAUCCCUGCACCGCCUAGCCCUCGGCCUUCCAGCCCCCGUCCGCCUAGCCCUUCGCCUCCCAGCCCGGUGCCGCCUAGCCCGGCGCCUAGCCCCGCGCCGCCUAGCCCGCGGCCUCCCAGCCCGGCGCCACCCAACCCACCUCCGAGCCCGGCACCGCCGACCUUGACUCCGCCCAGCCCGGCCCCGCGGAGCUCCAGCCCGCCGCCAUCGCCGCAGCCGCCCAGUCCGCGGCCUCCCAGCCCGGCGCCACCCAGCCCACCCCCUAGCCCGGCGCCUCCUAGCCCGGCGCCUCCGAGCCCUGCCCCACCCAGCCCGCCGCCCAGCCCGCGGCCGCCCAGCCCCUCGCCGCCCAGCCCCUCGCCGCCGAGCCCGGCGCCGCCGCCCAACCCGCUGGUUCAGGGGCAGCCCCCGUCGGGCUGCGUUUUCUCCGACCCCACUAACUUCACUGCAGUCACGCCCGGCAGCAAGGGCCCGCUGGACACGUGCGUGGACCAGGCGUCAUGCAUGUCGGUGUACUACAGUGACGCGUGCAGCAUGGUGACGCUUGCCAACGGCACCACGGCGCAGGACUGCCAGGUGUGUCUGUACUGGGACAACAGCCGCAACUGCCCCAAGGCCUACCCCGCCGACAGUGUCAGCCACAUCUGCAGCGGCGACCAGUUCUACGGCGUCAUCCCGUCCGCCGGCGCAUCUGCGGUGACCGGCGCCACGGCCAAGCGCGACACUUGGUGGGGCGGCCUGUCACAGCGCUACUGCCAGUACGUUCGCUUCAGCACGUCUACGCUGGCCCCCGCCACUGUGUAUUUCACCGUCAAGGACGGCAGCGGCUCGUGCCUUGCCGCCGGCGCGCCGCCGCUGAGCGUGACGCUGAACGGCCUGGCUGCGACGUGCCAGGGCCCACGCACGGUGAACGGCCAGCUCGCGGGCUGCGGCAUUGGCGACCAGCCGAACGAGUGUCUGUGGACCUUCACCGUGCCGCACCCCGACUCGCCGGACUUCAAGUGCGCCACCCGUCCGCCAAGCCCUGCGCCACCUAACCCUGCGCCGCCUAGCCCUCGGCCUUCCAGCCCCCGUCCGCCUAGCCCUUCGCCUCCCAGCCCGGUGCCGCCUAGCCCGGCGCCUAGCCCCGCGCCGCCUAGCCCGCGGCCUCCCAGCCCGGCGCCACCCAACCCACCUCCGAGCCCGGCACCGCCGACCUUGACUCCGCCCAGCCCGGCCCCGCGGAGCUCCAGCCCGCCGCCAUCGCCGCAGCCGCCCAGUCCGCGGCCUCCCAGCCCGGCGCCACCCAGCCCACCCCCUAGCCCGGCGCCUCCUAGCCCGGCGCCUCCGAGCCCUGCCCCACCCAGCCCGCCGCCCAGCCCGCGGCCGCCCAGCCCCUCGCCGCCCAGCCCCUCGCCGCCGAGCCCGGCGCCGCCGCCCAACCCGCUGGUUCAGGGGCAGCCCCCGUCGGGCUGCGUUUUCUCCGACCCCACCAACUUCACUGCAGUCACGCCCGGCAGCAAAGGCCCGCUGGACACGUGCGUGGACCAGGCGUCAUGCAUGUCGGUGUACUACAGUGACGCGUGCAGCAUGGUGACGCUUGCCAACGGCACCACGGCGCAGGACUGCCAGGUGUGUCUGUACUGGGACAACAGCCGCAACUGCCCCAAGGCCUACCCCGCCGACAGUGUCAGCCACAUCUGCAGCGGCGACCAGUUCUACGGCGUCAUCCCGUCCGCCGGCGCAUCUGCGGUGACCGGCGCCACGGCCAAGCGCGACACUUGGUGGGGCGGCCUGUCACAGCGCUACUGCCAGUACGUUCGCUUCAGCACGUCUACGCUGGCCCCCGCCACGGUGUAUUUCACCGUCAAGGACGGCAGCGGCUCGUGCCUUGCCGCCGGCGCGCCGCCGCUGAGCGUGACGCUGAACGGCCUGGCUGCGACGUGCCAGGGCCCACGCACGGUGAACGGCCAGCUCGCGGGCUGCGGCACUGGCGACCAGCCGAACGAGUGUCUGUGGACCUUCACCGUGCCGCACCCCGACUCGCCGGACUUCAAGUGCGCCACCCGUCCGCCCAGCCCUGCGCCACCUAGCCCUGCGCCGCCUAGCCCUCGGCCUCCCAGCCCCCGUCCGCCUAGCCCGGCGCCUCCCAGCCCCACUCCCCCAAGCCCAGCGCCAUCGCCGCAGCCUCCCAGCCCGGCGCCUCCCAGCCCGGUGCCGCCUAGCCCGGCGCCUAGCCCCGCGCCGCCUAGCCCGCGGCCUCCCAGCCCGGCGCCACCCAGCCCACCCCCCAGCCCGGCGCCUCCUAGCCCGGCGCCGCCCAGCCCUGCCCCGCCGAGCCCCACUCCACCCAGCCCGCCGCCCUCGCCGCAGCCGCCGAGUCCGCUGCCGCCCAGCCCGGCGCCUCCCAGCCCCACUCCCCCAAGCCCAGCGCCAUCGCCGCAGCCUCCCAGCCCGGCGCCUCCCAGCCCGGUGCCGCCCAGCCCGGCGCCUAGCCCCGCGCCGCCUAGCCCGCGGCCUCCCAGCCCGGCGCCUCCCAGCCCGGUGCCGCCUAGCCCGGCGCCUAGCCCCGCGCCGCCUAGCCCGCGGCCUCCCAGCCCAGCGCCACCCAGCCCACCCCCCAGCCCGGCGCCUCCUAGCCCGGCGCCGCCCAGCCCUGCCCCGCCGAGCCCCACUCCACCCAGCCCGCCGCCCUCGCCGCAGCCGCCGAGUCCGCUGCCGCCCAGCCCGGCGCCUCCCAGCCCCACUCCCCCAAGCCCAGCGCCAUCGCCGCAGCCUCCCAGCCCGGCGCCUCCCAGCCCGGUGCCGCCCAGCCCGGCGCCUAGCCCCGCGCCGCCUAGCCCGCGGCCUCCCAGCCCGGCGCCACCCAGCCCACCCCCCAGCCCGGCGCCUCCUAGCCCGGCGCCGCCCAGCCCUGCCCCGCCGAGCCCCACUCCUCCCAGCCCGCCGCCCUCGCCGCAGCCGCCCAGUCCGCUGCCGCCCAGCCCGGCGCCGCCUAGCCCCACUCCCCCAAGCCCAGCGCCAUCGCCGCAGCCUCCCAGCCCGGCGCCUCCCAGCCCGGUGCCGCCCAGCCCGGCGCCUAGCCCCGCGCCGCCUAGCCCGCGGCCUCCCAGCCCGGCGCCACCCAGCCCACCCCCCAGCCCGGCGCCUCCUAGCCCGGCGCCGCCCAGCCCUGCCCCGCCGAGCCCCACUCCACCCAGCCCGCCGCCCUCGCCGCAGCCACCCAGUCCGCUGCCGCCCAGCCCGGCGCCUCCCAACCCCACUCCCCCAAGCCCAGCGCCAUCGCCGCAGCCGCCCAGCCCCGCGCCUCCCUCGCCGGCCCCGCCCAGCCCUGCGCCGCCGUCGCCUGCGCCACCGUCGCCUGCGCCUCCCAGCCCCGCGCCUCCCUCGCCGGCCCCGCCCAGCCCUGCGCCGCCGUCGCCUGCGCCGCCGUCGCCUGCGCCGCCCAGCCCCGCGCCUCCGCCGGUGUGCUCGCCCUGCCCGCACAGCUUCAUCAGCGAGUUCCACUACGUGGACACCAGCGGCCAGGCGUCUGCCCAGUUUGUGGAGCUGAUCGUGCCGACCAUGCUGGACCUGUCCACACUGAGCCUGGCGACCUACACCUACAGCGCGGCUGGCGGCAGCCUAGUGGUUGACAUCCCGCUGGGCUCGCCGCCGCCGGCCUCGAGCGGCGUGACGCUGGCCGUGUCGGAGCUGCCUGGCACUGGCUUCUCGGUGGUGACCGUGAGGGCCACUGCCGGCGGGCCGCUGGCUUCGGCUGGCGGUCUGCUGCCCAUGGUGCCUGCCGGUGCUGCGCUCAUGGGCGGCAUCGCUCUGGUGUCGCACUGCGCGGAGGCGGACACGCUCAAGGUGCUUGACUACGUGGCCUACGGCAACGACAGCGCCAACCCGCUGCCCGCUGGCUCGGUGAGCCUGGUGCCGCUGGACGGCCCCGCCAAGGGCGCGUACUUUGUGGUGCUGCCCGAGGUCACGGGUGUGGCCGAGAGCGGCCUCACCACGGCGCCCGGCAGCUCCAUCGAGCGCACUGGCAGCGGCAACACUGGCAACCAGGAGCCAGGCGCCGCCGGCAUGAGCUGGUCUACCACGCCUAGCGUGCUUGACUACGUGGCCUACGGCAACGACAGCGCCAACCCGCUGCCCGCUGGCUCGGUGAGCCUGGUGCCGCUGGACGGCCCCGCCAAGGGCGCGUACUUUGUGGUGCUGCCCGAGGUCACGGGUGUGGCCGAGAGCGGCCUCACCACGGCGCCCGGCAGCUCCAUCGAGCGCACUGGCAGCGGCAACACUGGCAACCAGGAGCCUGGCGCCGCCGGCAUGAGCUGGUCUACCACGCCUAGCGCCAGCCCCGGCAGCGUGGACCCGACGUCGCUGGAGGUGCCCCUGGCGCCGCCCGACAGCCGCUGCGGCCUGCUGCCGCCGCCGUCGCCCGCGCCGCCCAGCCCCGCGCCUCCCUCGCCGGCCCCGCCCAGCCCUGCGCCGCCGUCGCCUGCGCCACCGUCGCCUGCGCCUCCCAGCCCCGCGCCUCCCUCGCCGGCCCCGCCCAGCCCUGCGCCGCCGUCGCCUGCCCCGCCCAGCCCUGCGCCGCCGUCGCCUGCGCCGCCGUCGCCUGCGCCGCCCAGCCCCGCGCCUCCGCCGGUGUGCUCGCCCUGCCCGCACAGCUUCAUCAGCGAGUUCCACUACGUGGACACCAGCGGCCAGGCGUCUGCCCAGUUUGUGGAGCUCAUCGUGCCGACCAUGCUGGACCUGUCCACGCUGAGCCUGGCGACCUACACCUACAGCGCGGCUGGCGGCAGCCUGGUGGUUGACAUCCCGCUGGGCUCGCCGCCGCCGGCCUCGAGCGGCGUGACGCUGGCCGUGUCGGAGCUGCCUGGCACUGGCUUCUCGGUGGUGACCGUGAGGGCCACUGCCGGCGGGCCGCUGGCUUCGGCUGGCGGUCUGCUGCCCGUGGUGCCUGCCGGUGCUGCGCUCAUGGGCGGCAUCGCUCUGGUGUCGCACUGCGCGGAGGCGGACACGCUCAAGGUGCUUGACUACGUGGCCUACGGCAACGACAGCGCCAACCCGCUGCCCGCUGGCUCGGUGAGCCUGGUGCCGCUGGACGGCCCCGCCAAGGGCGCGUACUUUGUGGUGCUGCCCGAGGUCACGGGUGUGGCCGAGAGCGGCCUCACCACGGCGCCCGGCAGCUCCAUCGAGCGCACUGGCAGCGGCAACACUGGCAACCAGGAGCCUGGCGCCGCCGGCAUGAGCUGGUCUACCACGCCUAGCGCCAGCCCCGGCAGCGUGGACCCGACGUCACUGGAGGUGCCCCUGGCGCCGCCCGACAGCCGCUGCGGCCUGCUGCCGCCGCCGUCGCCCGCGCCGCCCAGCCCCGCGCCUCCCUCGCCGGCCCCGCCCAGCCCUGCGCCGCCGUCGCCUGCGCCACCGUCGCCUGCGCCUCCCAGCCCCGCGCCUCCCUCGCCGGCCCCGCCCAGCCCUGCGCCGCCGUCGCCUGCGCCGCCGUCGCCUGCGCCGCCCAGCCCCGCGCCUCCGCCGGUGUGCUCGCCCUGCCCGCACAGCUUCAUCAGCGAGUUCCACUACGUGGACACCAGCGGCCAGGCGUCUGCCCAGUUUGUGGAGCUGAUCGUGCCGACCAUGCUGGACCUGUCCACGCUGAGCCUGGCGACCUACACCUACAGCGCGGCUGGCGGCAGCCUGGUGGUUGACAUCCCGCUGGGCUCGCCGCCGCCGGCCUCGAGCGGCGUGACGCUGGCCGUGUCGGAGCUGCCUGGCACUGGCUUCUCGGUGGUGACCGUGAGGGCCACUGCCGGCGGGCCGCUGGCUUCGGCUGGCGGUCUGCUGCCCGUGGUGCCUGCCGGUGCUGCGCUCAUGGGCGGCAUCGCGCUGGUGUCGCACUGCGCGGAGGCGGACACGCUCAAGGUGCUUGACUACGUGGCCUACGGCAACGACAGCGCCAACCCGCUGCCCGCUGGCUCGGUGAGCCUGGUGCCGCUGGACGGCCCCGCCAAGGGCGCGUACUUUGUGGUGCUGCCCGAGGUCACGGGUGUGGCCGAGAGCGGCCUCACCACGGCGCCCGGCAGCUCCAUCGAGCGCACUGGCAGCGGCAACACUGGCAACCAGGAGCCUGGCGCCGCCGGCAUGAGCUGGUCUACCACGCCUAGCGCCAGCCCCGGCAGCGUGGACCCGACGUCGCUGGAGGUGCCCCUGGCGCCGCCCGACAGCCGCUGCGGCCUGCUGCCGCCGCCGUCGCCCGCGCCGCCCAGCCCCGCGCCUCCCUCGCCGGCCCCGCCCAGCCCUGCGCCGCCGUCGCCUGCGCCUCCCUCGCCUGCGCCUCCCAGCCCCGCGCCUCCCUCGCCGGCCCCGCCCAGCCCUGCGCCGCCGUCGCCUGCGCCGCCGUCGCCUGCGCCGCCCAGCCCCGCGCCUCCGCCGGUGUGCUCGCCCUGCCCGCACAGCUUCAUCAGCGAGUUCCACUACGUGGACACCAGCGGCCAGGCGUCUGCCCAGUUUGUGGAGCUCAUCGUGCCGACCAUGCUGGACCUGUCCACGCUGAGCCUGGCGACCUACACCUACAGCGCGGCUGGCGGCAGCCUGGUGGUUGACAUCCCGCUGGGCUCGCCGCCGCCGGCCUCGAGCGGCGUGACGCUGGCCGUGUCGGAGCUGCCUGGCACUGGCUUCUCGGUGGUGACCGUGAGGGCCACUGCCGGCGGGCCGCUGGCUUCGGCUGGCGGUCUGCUGCCCGUGGUGCCCGCCGGUGCUGCGCUCAUGGGCGGCAUCGCUCUGGUGUCGCACUGCGCGGAGGCGGACACGCUCAAGGUGCUUGACUACGUGGCCUACGGCAACGACAGCGCCAACCCGCUGCCCGCUGGCUCGGUGAGCCUGGUGCCGCUGGACGGCCCCGCCAAGGGCGCGUACUUUGUGGUGCUGCCCGAGGUCACGGGUGUGGCCGAGAGCGGCCUCACCACGGCGCCCGGCAGCUCCAUCGAGCGCACUGGCAGCGGCAACACUGGCAACCAGGAGCCUGGCGCCGCCGGCAUGAGCUGGUCUACCACGCCUAGCGCCAGCCCCGGCAGCGUGGACCCGACGUCGCUGGAGGUGCCCCUGGCGCCGCCCGACAGCCGCUGCGGCCUGCUGCCGCCGCCGUCGCCCGCGCCGCCCAGCCCCGCGCCUCCCUCGCCUGCGCCGCCCAGCCCCGUGCCUCCCUCGCCGGCCCCGCCCAGCCCUGCGCCGCCGUCGCCUGCGCCACCGUCGCCUGCGCCUCCCAGCCCCGCGCCUCCCUCGCCGGCCCCGCCCAGCCCUGCGCCGCCGUCGCCUGCGCCGCCGUCGCCUGCGCCGCCCAGCCCCGCGCCUCCGCCGGUGUGCUCGCCCUGCCCGCACAGCUUCAUCAGCGAGUUCCACUACGUGGACACCAGCGGCCAGGCGUCUGCCCAGUUUGUGGAGCUGAUCGUGCCGACCAUGCUGGACCUGUCCACGCUGAGCCUGGCGACCUACACCUACAGCGCGGCUGGCGGCAGCCUGGUGGUUGACAUCCCGCUGGGCUCGCCACCGCCGGCCUCGAGCGGCGUGACGCUGGCCGUGUCGGAGCUGCCUGGCACUGGCUUCUCGGUGGUGACCGUGAGGGCCACUGCCGGCGGGCCGCUGGCUUCGGCUGGCGGUCUGCUGCCCGUGGUGCCUGCCGGUGCUGCGCUCAUGGGCGGCAUCGCUCUGGUGUCGCACUGCGCGGAGGCGGACACGCUCAAGGUGCUUGACUACGUGGCCUACGGCAACGACAGCGCCAACCCGCUGCCCGCUGGCUCGGUGAGCCUGGUGCCGCUGGACGGCCCCGCCAAGGGCGCGUACUUUGUGGUGCUGCCCGAGGUCACGGGUGUGGCCGAGAGCGGCCUCACCACGGCGCCCGGCAGCUCCAUCGAGCGCACUGGCAGCGGCAACACUGGCAACCAGGAGCCUGGCGCCGCCGGCAUGAGCUGGUCUACCACGCCUAGCGCCAGCCCCGGCAGCGUGGACCCGACGUCGCUGGAGGUGCCCCUGGCGCCGCCCGACAGCCGCUGCGGCCUGCUGCCGCCGCCGUCGCCCGCGCCGCCCAGCCCCGCGCCUCCCUCGCCGGCCCCGCCCAGCCCUGCGCCGCCGUCGCCUGCGCCACCGUCGCCUGCGCCUCCCAGCCCCGCGCCUCCCUCGCCGGCCCCGCCCAGCCCUGCGCCGCCGUCGCCUGCGCCGCCGUCGCCUGCGCCGCCCAGCCCCGCGCCUCCGCCGGUGUGCUCGCCCUGCCCGCACAGCUUCAUCAGCGAGUUCCACUACGUGGACACCAGCGGCCAGGCGUCUGCCCAGUUUGUGGAGCUCAUCGUGCCGACCAUGCUGGACCUGUCCACGCUGAGCCUGGCGACCUACACCUACAGCGCGGCUGGCGGCAGCCUGGUGGUUGACAUCCCGCUGGGCUCGCCACCGCCGGCCUCGAGCGGCGUGACGCUGGCCGUGUCGGAGCUGCCUGGCACUGGCUUCUCGGUGGUGACCGUGAGGGCCACUGCCGGCGGGCCGCUGGCUUCGGCUGGCGGUCUGCUGCCCGUGGUGCCUGCCGGUGCUGCGCUCAUGGGCGGCAUCGCUCUGGUGUCGCACUGCGCGGAGGCGGACACGCUCAAGGUGCUUGACUACGUGGCCUACGGCAACGACAGCGCCAACCCGCUGCCCGCUGGCUCGGUGAGCCUGGUGCCGCUGGACGGCCCCGCCAAGGGCGCGUACUUUGUGGUGCUGCCCGAGGUCACGGGUGUGGCCGAGAGCGGCCUCACCACGGCGCCCGGCAGCUCCAUCGAGCGCACUGGCAGCGGCAACACUGGCAACCAGGAGCCUGGCGCCGCCGGCAUGAGCUGGUCUACCACGCCUAGCGCCAGCCCCGGCAGCGUGGACCCGACGUCGCUGGAGGUGCCCCUGGCGCCGCCCGACAGCCGCUGCGGCCUGCUGCCGCCGCCGUCGCCCGCGCCGCCCAGCCCCGCGCCUCCCUCGCCUGCGCCGCCCAGCCCCGCGCCUCCCUCGCCGGCCCCGCCCAGCCCUGCGCCGCCGUCGCCUGCGCCACCGUCGCCUGCGCCUCCCAGCCCCGCGCCUCCCUCGCCGGCCCCGCCCAGCCCUGCGCCGCCGUCGCCUGCGCCGCCGUCGCCUGCGCCGCCCAGCCCCGCGCCUCCGCCGGUGUGCUCGCCCUGCCCGCACAGCUUCAUCAGCGAGUUCCACUACGUGGACACCAGCGGCCAGGCGUCUGCCCAGUUUGUGGAGCUGAUCGUGCCGACCAUGCUGGACCUGUCCACGCUGAGCCUGGCGACCUACACCUACAGCGCGGCUGGCGGCAGCCUGGUGGUUGACAUCCCGCUGGGCUCGCCGCCGCCGGCCUCGAGCGGCGUGACGCUGGCCGUGUCGGAGCUGCCUGGCACUGGCUUCUCGGUGGUGACCGUGAGGGCCACUGCCGGCGGGCCGCUGGCUUCGGCUGGCGGUCUGCUGCCCGUGGUGCCUGCCGGUGCUGCGCUCAUGGGCGGCAUCGCUCUGGUGUCGCACUGCGCGGAGGCGGACACGCUCAAGGUGCUUGACUACGUGGCCUACGGCAACGACAGCGCCAACCCGCUGCCCGCUGGCUCGGUGAGCCUGGUGCCGCUGGACGGCCCCGCCAAGGGCGCGUACUUUGUGGUGCUGCCCGAGGUCACGGGUGUGGCCGAGAGCGGCCUCACCACGGCGCCCGGCAGCUCCAUCGAGCGCACUGGCAGCGGCAACACUGGCAACCAGGAGCCUGGCGCCGCCGGCAUGAGCUGGUCUACCACGCCUAGCGCCAGCCCCGGCAGCGUGGACCCGACGUCACUGGAGGUGCCCCUGGCGCCGCCCGACAGCCGCUGCGGCCUGCUGCCGCCGCCGUCGCCCGCGCCGCCCAGCCCCGCGCCUCCCUCGCCGGCCCCGCCCAGCCCUGCGCCGCCGUCGCCUGCGCCACCGUCGCCUGCGCCUCCCAGCCCCGCGCCUCCCUCGCCGGCCCCGCCCAGCCCUGCGCCGCCGUCGCCUGCGCCGCCGUCGCCUGCGCCGCCCAGCCCCGCGCCUCCGCCGGUGUGCUCGCCCUGCCCACACAGCUUCAUCAGCGAGUUCCACUACGUGGACACCAGCGGCCAGGCGUCUGCCCAGUUUGUGGAGCUGAUCGUGCCGACCAUGCUGGACCUGUCCACGCUGAGCCUGGCGACCUACACCUACAGCGCGGCUGGCGGCAGCCUGGUGGUUGACAUCCCGCUGGGCUCGCCGCCGCCGGCCUCGAGCGGCGUGACGCUGGCCGUGUCGGAGCUGCCUGGCACUGGCUUCUCGGUGGUGACCGUGAGGGCCACUGCCGGCGGGCCGCUGGCUUCGGCUGGCGGUCUGCUGCCCGUGGUGCCUGCCGGUGCUGCGCUCAUGGGCGGCAUCGCUCUGGUGUCGCACUGCGCGGAGGCGGACACGCUCAAGGUGCUUGACUACGUGGCCUACGGCAACGACAGCGCCAACCCGCUGCCCGCUGGCUCGGUGAGCCUGGUGCCGCUGGACGGCCCCGCCAAGGGCGCGUACUUUGUGGUGCUGCCCGAGGUCACGGGUGUGGCCGAGAGCGGCCUCACCACGGCGCCCGGCAGCUCCAUCGAGCGCACUGGCAGCGGCAACACUGGCAACCAGGAGCCUGGCGCCGCCGGCAUGAGCUGGUCUACCACGCCUAGCGCCAGCCCCGGCAGCGUGGACCCGACGUCGCUGGAGGUGCCCCUGGCGCCGCCCGACAGCCGCUGCGGCCUGCUGCCGCCGCCGUCGCCCGCGCCGCCCAGCCCCGCGCCUCCCUCGCCGGCCCCGCCCAGCCCUGCGCCGCCGUCGCCUGCGCCACCGUCGCCUGCGCCUCCCAGCCCCGCGCCUCCCUCGCCGGCCCCGCCCAGCCCUGCGCCGCCGUCGCCUGCGCCGCCGUCGCCUGCGACGCCCAGCCCCGCGCCUCCGCCGGUGUGCUCGCCCUGCCCACACAGCUUCAUCAGCGAGUUCCACUACGUGGACACCAGCGGCCAGGCGUCUGCCCAGUUUGUGGAGCUGAUCGUGCCGACCAUGCUGGACCUGUCCACGCUGAGCCUGGCGACCUACACCUACAGCGCGGCUGGCGGCAGCCUGGUGGUUGACAUCCCGCUGGGCUCGCCGCCGCCGGCCUCGAGCGGCGUGACGCUGGCCGUGUCGGAGCUGCCUGGCACUGGCUUCUCGGUGGUGACCGUGAGGGCCACUGCCGGCGGGCCGCUGGCUUCGGCUGGCGGUCUGCUGCCCGUGGUGCCUGCCGGUGCUGCGCUCAUGGGCGGCAUCGCUCUGGUGUCGCACUGCGCGGAGGCGGACACGCUCAAGGUGCUUGACUACGUGGCCUACGGCAACGACAGCGCCAACCCGCUGCCCGCUGGCUCGGUGAGCCUGGUGCCGCUGGACGGCCCCGCCAAGGGCGCGUACUUUGUGGUGCUGCCCGAGGUCACGGGUGUGGCCGAGAGCGGCCUCACCACGGCCCCCGGCAGCUCCAUCGAGCGCACUGGCAGCGGCAACACUGGCAACCAGGAGCCUGGCGCCGCCGGCAUGAGCUGGUCUACCACGCCUAGCGCCAGCCCCGGCAGCGUGGACCCGACGUCGCUGGAGGUGCCCCUGGCGCCGCCCGACAGCCGCUGCGGCCUGCUGCCGCCGCCGUCGCCCGCGCCGCCCAGCCCCGCGCCUCCCUCGCCGGCCCCGCCCAGCCCUGCGCCGCCGUCGCCUGCGCCACCGUCGCCUGCGCCUCCCAGCCCCGCGCCUCCCUCGCCGGCCCCGCCCAGCCCUGCGCCGCCGUCGCCUGCGCCGCCGUCGCCUGCGCCGCCCAGCCCCGCGCCUCCGCCGGUGUGCUCGCCCUGCCCGCACAGCUUCAUCAGCGAGUUCCACUACGUGGACACCAGCGGCCAGGCGUCUGCCCAGUUUGUGGAGCUGAUCGUGCCGACCAUGCUGGACCUGUCCACACUGAGCCUGGCGACCUACACCUACAGCGCGGCUGGCGGCAGCCUGGUGGUUGACAUCCCGCUGGGCUCGCCGCCGCCGGCCUCGAGCGGCGUGACGCUGGCCGUGUCGGAGCUGCCUGGCACUGGCUUCUCGGUGGUGACCGUGAGGGCCACUGCCGGCGGGCCGCUGGCUUCGGCUGGCGGUCUGCUGCCCGUGGUGCCUGCCGGUGCUGCGCUCAUGGGCGGCAUCGCUCUGGUGUCGCACUGCGCGGAGGCGGACACGCUCAAGGUGCUUGACUACGUGGCCUACGGCAACGACAGCGCCAACCCGCUGCCCGCUGGCUCGGUGAGCCUGGUGCCGCUGGACGGCCCCGCCAAGGGCGCGUACUUUGUGGUGCUGCCCGAGGUCACGGGUGUGGCCGAGAGCGGCCUCACCACGGCGCCCGGCAGCUCCAUCGAGCGCACUGGCAGCGGCAACACUGGCAACCAGGAGCCUGGCGCCGCCGGCAUGAGCUGGUCUACCACGCCUAGCGCCAGCCCCGGCAGCGUGGACCCGACGUCGCUGGAGGUGCCCCUGGCGCCGCCCGACAGCCGCUGCGGCCUGCUGCCGCCGCCGUCGCCCGCGCCGCCCAGCCCCGCGCCUCCCUCGCCGGCCCCGCCCAGCCCUGCGCCGCCGUCGCCUGCGCCACCGUCGCCUGCGCCUCCCAGCCCCGCGCCUCCCUCGCCGGCCCCGCCCAGCCCUGCGCCGCCGUCGCCUGCGCCGCCGUCGCCUGCGCCGCCCAGCCCCGCGCCUCCGCCGGUGUGCUCGCCCUGCCCACACAGCUUCAUCAGCGAGUUCCACUACGUGGACACCAGCGGCCAGGCGUCUGCCCAGUUUGUGGAGCUGAUCGUGCCGACCAUGCUGGACCUGUCCACGCUGAGCCUGGCGACCUACACCUACAGCGCGGCUGGCGGCAGCCUGGUGGUUGACAUCCCGCUGGGCUCGCCGCCGCCGGCCUCGAGCGGCGUGACGCUGGCCGUGUCGGAGCUGCCUGGCACUGGCUUCUCGGUGGUGACCGUGAGGGCCACUGCCGGCGGGCCGCUGGCUUCGGCUGGCGGUCUGCUGCCCGUGGUGCCUGCCGGUGCUGCGCUCAUGGGCGGCAUCGCUCUGGUGUCGCACUGCGCGGAGGCGGACACGCUCAAGGUGCUUGACUACGUGGCUUACGGCAACGACAGCGCCAACCCGCUGCCCGCUGGCUCGGUGAGCCUGGUGCCGCUGGACGGCCCCGCCAAGGGCGCGUACUUUGUGGUGCUGCCCGAGGUCACGGGUGUGACCGAGAGCGGCCUCACCACGGCGCCCGGCAGCUCCAUCGAGCGCACUGGCAGCGGCAACACUGGCAACCAGGAGCCUGGCGCCGCCGGCAUGAGCUGGUCUACCACGCCUAGCGCCAGCCCCGGCAGCGUGGACCCGACGUCGCUGGAGGUGCCCCUGGCGCCGCCCGACAGCCGCUGCGGCCUGCUGCCGCCGCCGUCGCCCGCGCCGCCCAGCCCCGCGCCUCCCUCGCCGGCCCCGCCCAGCCCUGCGCCGCCGUCGCCUGCGCCACCGUCGCCUGCGCCUCCCAGCCCCGCGCCUCCCUCGCCGGCCCCGCCCAGCCCUGCGCCGCCGUCGCCUGCGCCGCCGUCGCCUGCGCCGCCCAGCCCCGCGCCUCCGCCGGUGUGCUCGCCCUGCCCGCACAGCUUCAUCAGCGAGUUCCACUACGUGGACACCAGCGGCCAGGCGUCUGCCCAGUUUGUGGAGCUCAUCGUGCCGACCAUGCUGGACCUGUCCACGCUGAGCCUGGCGACCUACACCUACAGCGCGGCUGGCGGCAGCCUGGUGGUUGACAUCCCGCUGGGCUCGCCGCCGCCGGCCUCGAGCGGCGUGACGCUGGCCGUGUCGGAGCUGCCUGGCACUGGCUUCUCGGUGGUGACCGUGAGGGCCACUGCCGGCGGGCCGCUGGCUUCGGCUGGCGGUCUGCUGCCCGUGGUGCCUGCCGGUGCUGCGCUCAUGGGCGGCAUCGCUCUGGUGUCGCACUGCGCGGAGGCGGACACGCUCAAGGUGCUUGACUACGUGGCUUACGGCAACGACAGCGCCAACCCGCUGCCCGCUGGCUCGGUGAGCCUGGUGCCGCUGGACGGCCCCGCCAAGGGCGCGUACUUUGUGGUGCUGCCCGAGGUCACGGGUGUGGCCGAGAGCGGCCUCACCACGGCGCCCGGCAGCUCCAUCGAGCGCACUGGCAGCGGCAACACUGGCAACCAGGAGCCUGGCGCCGCCGGCAUGAGCUGGUCUACCACGCCUAGCGCCAGCCCCGGCAGCGUGGACCCGACGUCGCUGGAGGUGCCCCUGGCGCCGCCCGACAGCCGCUGCGGCCUGCUGCCGCCGCCGUCGCCCGCGCCGCCCAGCCCCGCGCCUCCCUCGCCGGCCCCGCCCAGCCCUGCGCCGCCGUCGCCUGCGCCACCGUCGCCUGCGCCUCCCAGCCCCGCGCCUCCCUCGCCGGCCCCGCCCAGCCCUGCGCCGCCGUCGCCUGCGCCUCCCAGCCCUGCGCCUGGCACGCCGCCGCCUUCGCCGGAGCCGCCCAGCCCCGGACCGGGUGUGCCCCCUCCGUCGCCUGCGCCUCCCAGCCCUGCGCCUGGUACGCCGCCACCUUCGCCGGAGCCGCCCAGCCCCGCGCCGGGUGUGCCCCCGCCGUCGCCUGCGCCUCCCAGCCCCGCGCCUCCCUCGCCGGAGCCGCCCAGCCCCGCGCCGGGUGUGCCCCCGCCGUCGCCUGCGCCUCCCAGCCCUGCGCCGCCUUCGCCGGAGCCGCCCAGCCCUGCGCCGGGUGUGCCCCCGCCUUCGCCGGCGCCUCCCAGCCCUGCGCCUCCCAGCCCUGCGCCCCCUUCGCCGGAGCCGCCCAGCCCCGCGCCGGGUGUGCCCCCGCCGUCGCCUGCGCCUCCCAGCCCUGCGCCUGGCACGCCGCCGCCUUCGCCGGAGCCGCCCAGCCCCGCGCCGGGUGUGCCCCCUCCGUCGCCUGCGCCUCCCAGCCCUGCGCCUGGCACGCCGCCGCCUUCGCCGGAGCCGCCCAGCCCCGCGCCGGGUGUGCCCCCGCCGUCGCCUGCGCCUCCCAGCCCCGCGCCUGGCACGCCGCCUCCUUCGCCGGAGCCGCCCAGCCCUGCGCCGGGUGUGCCCCCGCCGUCGCCUGCGCCUCCCAGCCCUGCGCCUGGUACUCCGCCGCCUUCGCCGGAGCCGCCCAGCCCCGCGCCGGGCGUGCCCCCGCCGUCGCCUGCGCCUCCCAGCCCCGCGCCUGGCGCGCCGCCGCCUUCGCCGGAGCCGCCCAGCCCCGGACCGGGCGUGCCCCCGCCGUCGCCUGCGCCUCCUAGCCCUGCGCCUGGCGCGCCGCCGCCUUCGCCGGAGCCGCCCAGCCCCGCGCCGGGUGUGCCCCCUCCGUCGCCUGCGCCUCCCAGCCCUGCGCCUGGCACGCCGCCUCCUUCGCCGGAGCCGCCCAGCCCCGGACCUGGUGUGCCCCCGCCGUCGCCUGCGCCUCCCAGCCCUGCGCCUGGUACUCCGCCGCCUUCGCCGGAGCCGCCUAGCCCCGCGCCGGGUGUGCCCCCGCCGUCGCCUGCGCCUCCCAGCCCUGCGCCUGGCACGCCGCCGCCUUCGCCGGAGCCGCCCAGCCCCGCGCCGGGUGUGCCCCCGCCGUCGCCUGCGCCUCCCAGCCCUGCGCCUGGCACGCCGCCGCCUUCGCCGGAGCCGCCCAGCCCCGCGCCGGGUGUGCCCCCUCCGUCGCCUGCGCCUCCCAGCCCUGCGCCUGGCACGCCGCCGCCUUCGCCGGAGCCGCCCAGCCCCGCGCCGGGUGUGCCCCCUCCGUCGCCUGCGCCUCCCAGCCCUGCGCCUGGCACGCCGCCGCCUUCGCCGGAGCCGCCCAGCCCCGGACCUGGUGUGCCCCCGCCGUCGCAUGCGCCUCCCAGCCCUGCGCCUGGUACGCCGCCACCUUCGCCGGAGCCGCCUAGCCCCGCGCCGGGUGUGCCCCCGCCGUCGCCUGCGCCUCCCAGCCCUGCGCCUGGUACUCCGCCGCCUUCGCCUGGCACGCCGCCGACUUCGCCGGAGCCGCCCAGCCCCGCGCCGGGUGUGCCCCCGCCGUCGCCUGCACCUCCCAGCCCUGCGCCUGGCACGCCGCCACCUUCGCCGGAGCCGCCCAGCCCCGCGCCGGGUGUGCCCCCGCCUUCGCCUUCGCCUCCCAGCCCUGCGCCUGGCACGCCGCCGCCUUCGCCGGAGCCGCCCAGCCCUGCGCCUCCCAGCCCUGCGCCGCCUUCGCCGGAGCCGCCCAGCCCCGCGCCGGGUGUGCCCCCGCCGUCGCCUGCGCCUCCCAGCCCCGCGCCUGGCACGCCGCCACCUUCGCCGGAGCCGCCCAGCCCCGGUCCGGGUGUGCCCCCGCCGUCGCCUGCGCCUCCCAGCCCUGCGCCUGGUACGCCGCCGCCUUCGCCAGAGCCGCCUAGCCCCGCGCCGGGUGUGCCCCCGCCGUCGCCUGCGCCUCCCAGCCCUGCGCCUGGCACGCCACCGCCUUCGCCGGAGCCGCCCAGCCCCGCGCCGGGUGUGCCCCCGCCGUCGCCUGCGCCUCCCAGCCCUGCGCCUGGCACGCCGCCGCCUUCGCCGGAGCCGCCCAGCCCCGCGCCGGGUGUGCCCCCGCCGUCGCCUGCGCCUCCCAGCCCUGCGCCUGGCACGCCGCCGCCUUCGCCGGAGCCGCCCAGCCCCGCGCCGGGUGUGCCCCCGCCGUCGCCUGCGCCUCCCAGCCCUGCGCCUGGCACGCCGCCGCCUUCGCCGGAGCCGCCCAGCCCCGGACCGGGUGUGCCCCCGCCGUCGCCUGCGCCUCCCAGCCCUGCGCCUGGCACGCCGCCUCCUUCGCCGGAGCCGCCCAGCCCCGCGCCGGGCGUGCCCCCGCCGUCGCCUGCGCCUCCCAGCCCCGCGCCUGGUACGCCGCCACCUUCGCCAGAGCCGCCUAGCCCCGGUCCGGGCGUGCCCCCGCCGUCGCCUGCGCCUCCCAGCCCUGCGCCUGGUACUCCGCCGCCUUCGCCGGAGCCGCCCAGCCCCGCACCGGGUGUGCCCCCGCCGUCGCCUGCGCCUCCCAGCCCUGCGCCUCCCAGCCCUGCGCCGCCUUCGCCAGAGCCGCCUAGCCCCGCGCCGGGUGUGCCCCCGCCGUCGCCUGCGCCUCCCAGCCCUGCGCCUGGCACGCCGCCACCUUCGCCGGAGCCGCCCAGCCCCGCGCCGGGUGUGCCCCCGCCGUCGCCUGCGCCUCCCAGCCCUGCGCCUGGCACGCCGCCGCCUUCGCCGGAGCCGCCCAGCCCCGCGGCGGGUGUGCCCCCGCCGUCGCCUGCGCCUCCCAGCCCUGCGCCUGGCACGCCGCCGCCUUCGCCGGAGCCGCCCAGCUCCGCGCCGGGCGUGCCCCCGCCGUCGCCUGCGCCUCCCAGCCCUGCACCUGGCACGCCGCCGCCUUCGCCGGAGCCGCCCAGCCCUGCGCCGGGUGUGCCCCCGCCGUCGCCUGCGCCUCCCAGCCCUGCGCCUGGCACGCCGCCACCUUCGCCGGAGCCGCCCAGCCCCGCGCCGGGUGUGCCCCCGCCGUCGCCUGCGCCUCCCAGCCCUGCGCCUGGCACGCCACCGCCUUCGCCGGAGCCGCCCAGCCCCGCGCCGGGUGUGCCCCCGCCGUCGCCUGCGCCUCCCAGCCCUGCGCCUGGCACGCCGCCACCUUCGCCGGAGCCGCCCAGCCCCGGACCGGGUGUGCCCCCGCCUUCGCCUUCGCCUCCCAGCCCUGCGCCUCCCAGCCCUGCGCCGCCUUCGCCGGAGCCGCCCAGCCCCGCACCGGGUGUGCCCCCGCCGUCGCCUGUGCCUCCCAGCCCUGCGCCUCCCAGCCCUGCGCCGCCUUCGCCAGAGCCGCCUAGCCCCGCGCCGGGUGUGCCCCCGCCGUCGCCUGCGCCUCCCAGCCCUGCGCCUGGCACGCCACCGCCUUCGCCGGAGCCGCCCAGCCCCGCGCCGGGUGUGCCCCCGCCGUCGCCUGCGCCUCCCAGCCCUGCGCCUCCCACCCCUGCGCCGCCUUCGCCGGAGCCGCCCAGCCCCGGUCCGGGUGUGCCCCCGCCUUCGCCUUCGCCUCCCAGCCCUGCGCCUGGCACGCCGCCGCCUUCGCCGGAGCCGCCCAGCCCCGCGCCGGGUGUGCCCCCUCCGUCGCCUGCGCCUCCCAGCCCUGCGCCUGGCACGCCGCCUCCUUCGCCGGAGCCGCCCAGCCCCGCGCCGGGUGUGCCCCCGCCGUCGCCUGCGCCUCCCAGCCCUGCGCCUGGUACGCCGCCACCUUCGCCGGAGCCGCCUAGCCCCGCGCCGGGUGUGCCCCCGCCGUCGCCUGCGCCUCCCAGCCCUGCGCCUGGUACGCCGCCGCCUUCGCCGGAGCCGCCUAGCCCCGCGCCGGGUGUGCCCCCGCCGUCGCCUGCGCCUCCCAGCCCUGCGCCUGGUACUCCGCCGCCUUCGCCGGAGCCGCCUAGCCCCGCGCCGGGUGUGCCCCCGCCGUCGCCUGCGCCUCCCAGCCCUGCCCCUGCGCCUGGCACGCCGCCUCCUUCGCCGGAGCCGCCCAGCCCCGGACCUGGUGUGCCCCCGCCGUCGCCUGCGCCUCCCAGCCCUGCGCCUGGUACUCCGCCGCCUUCGCCGGAGCCGCCUAGCCCCGCGCCGGGUGUGCCCCCGCCGUCGCCUGCGCCUCCCAGCCCUGCGCCUGGCACGCCGCCGCCUUCGCCGGAGCCGCCCAGCCCCGCGCCGGGUGUGCCCCCGCCGUCGCCUGCGCCUCCCAGCCCUGCGCCUGGCACGCCGCCGCCUUCGCCGGAGCCGCCCAGCCCCGCGCCGGGUGUGCCCCCUCCGUCGCCUGCGCCUCCCAGCCCUGCGCCUGGCACGCCGCCGCCUUCGCCGGAGCCGCCCAGCCCCGCGCCGGGUGUGCCCCCUCCGUCGCCUGCGCCUCCCAGCCCUGCGCCUGGCACGCCGCCGCCUUCGCCAGAGCCGCCUAGCCCCGCGCCGGGUGUGCCCCCGCCGUCGCCUGCGCCUCCCAGCCCUGCGCCUGGCGCGCCGCCGCCUUCGCCGGAGCCGCCCAGCCCCGCGCCGGGUGUGCCCCCGCCGUCGCCUGCGCCUCCCAGCCCUGCGCCUGGCACGCCGCCUCCUUCUCCGCAGCCGCCCAGCCCCGCGCCGGGUGUGCCCCCGCCGUCGCCUGCGCCUCCCAGCCCUGCGCCUGGCACGCCGCCACCUUCGCCGGAGCCGCCCAGCCCCGGACCUGGUGUGCCCCCGCCGUCGCCUGCGCCUCCCAGCCCUGCGCCUGGUACUCCGCCACCUUCGCCGGAGCCGCCUAGCCCCGCGCCGGGUGUGCCCCCGCCGUCGCCUGCGCCUCCCAGCCCUGCGCCUGGUACUCCGCCGCCUUCGCCGGAGCCGCCUAGCCCCGCGCCGGGUGUGCCCCCGCCGUCGCCUGCGCCUCCCAGCCCUGCGCCUGGUACUCCGCCGCCUUCGCCGGAGCCGCCUAGCCCCGCGCCGGGUGUGCCCCCGCCGUCGCCUGCGCCUCCCAGCCCUGCGCCUGGUACGCCGCCACCUUCGCCGCAGCCGCCCAGCCCCGCGCCGGGUGUGCCCCCGCCGUCGCCUGCGCCUCCCAGCCCUGCGCCUGGUACGCCGCCACCUUCGCCGGAGCCGCCUAGCCCCGCGCCGGGUGUGCCCCCUCCGUCGCCUGCGCCUCCUAGCCCUGCGCCUGGCACGCCGCCGCCUUCGCCGGAGCCGCCCAGCCCUGCGCCGGGUGUGCCCCCGCCGUCGCCUGCGCCUCCCAGCCCUGCGCCUGGUACUCCGCCACCUUCGCCGGAGCCGCCCAGCCCCGCGCCGGGUGUGCCCCCGCCGUCGCCUGCGCCUCCCAGCCCUGCGCCUGGCACGCCGCCGCCUUCGCCGGAGCCGCCCAGCCCCGCGCCGGGUGUGCCCCCGCCGUCGCCUGCGCCUCCCAGCCCUGCGCCUGGCACGCCGCCGCCUUCGCCGGAGCCGCCUAGCCCCGCGCCGGGUGUGCCCCCUCCGUCGCCUGCGCCUCCCAGCCCUGCGCCUGGCACGCCGCCGCCUUCGCCGGAGCCGCCCAGCCCUGCGCCGGGUGUGCCCCCGCCGUCGCCUGCGCCUCCCAGCCCUGCGCCUGGCACGCCGCCGCCUUCGCCGGAGCCGCCCAGCCCCGCGCCGGGUGUGCCCCCGCCGUCGCCUGCGCCUCCCAGCCCUGCGCCUCCCAGCCCUGCGCCGCCUUCGCCAGAGCCGCCUAGCCCCGCGCCGGGUGUGCCCCCGCCGUCGCCUGCGCCUCCCAGCCCUGCGCCUGGCACGCCGCCUCCUUCGCCGGAGCCGCCCAGCCCUGCGCCGGGUGUGCCCCCGCCGUCGCCUGCGCCUCCUAGCCCUGCGCCUGGCGCGCCGCCGCCUUCGCCGGAGCCGCCCAGCCCCGCGCCGGGUGUGCCCCCUCCGUCGCCUGCGCCUCCCAGCCCUGCGCCUGGCACGCCGCCUCCUUCGCCGGAGCCGCCCAGCCCCGGACCUGGUGUGCCCCCGCCGUCGCCUGCGCCUCCCAGCCCUGCGCCUGGUACUCCGCCGCCUUCGCCGGAGCCGCCUAGCCCCGCGCCGGGUGUGCCCCCGCCGUCGCCUGCGCCUCCCAGCCCUGCGCCUGGCACGCCGCCGCCUUCGCCGGAGCCGCCCAGCCCCGCGCCGGGUGUGCCCCCGCCGUCGCCUGCGCCUCCCAGCCCUGCGCCUGGCACGCCGCCGCCUUCGCCGGAGCCGCCCAGCCCCGCGCCGGGUGUGCCCCCUCCGUCGCCUGCGCCUCCCAGCCCUGCGCCUGGCACGCCGCCGCCUUCGCCAGAGCCGCCUAGCCCCGGACCUGGUGUGCCCCCGCCGUCGCCUGCGCCUCCCAGCCCUGCGCCUGGCACGCCGCCGCCUUCGCCGGAGCCGCCCAGCCCCGCGCCGGGUGUGCCCCCGCCGUCGCCUGCGCCUCCUAGCCCUGCGCCUGGCGCGCCGCCGCCUUCGCCGGAGCCGCCCAGCCCCGCGCCGGGUGUGCCCCCUCCGUCGCCUGCGCCUCCCAGCCCUGCGCCUGGCACGCCGCCUCCUUCGCCAGAGCCGCCCAGCCCUGCGCCGGGUGUGCCCCCGCCGUCGCCUGCGCCUCCUAGCCCUGCGCCUGGCGCGCCGCCGCCUUCGCCGGAGCCGCCCAGCCCCGCGCCGGGUGUGCCCCCUCCGUCGCCUGCGCCUCCCAGCCCUGCGCCUGGCACGCCGCCUCCUUCGCCGGAGCCGCCCAGCCCCGCGCCGGGUGUGCCCCCGCCGUCGCCUGCGCCUCCCAGCCCUGCGCCUCCCAGCCCUGCGCCGCCUUCGCCAGAGCCGCCUAGCCCCGCGCCGGGUGUGCCCCCGCCGUCGCCUGCGCCUCCCAGCCCUGCGCCUGGCACGCCGCCGCCUUCGCCGGAGCCGCCCAGCCCCGGUCCGGGUGUGCCCCCGCCGUCGCCUGCGCCUCCCAGCCCUGCGCCUGGCACGCCGCCGCCUUCGCCGGAGCCGCCCAGCCCCGCGCCGGGUGUGCCCCCUCCGUCGCCUGCGCCUCCCAGCCCUGCGCCUGGCACGCCGCCGCCUUCGCCGGAGCCGCCCAGCCCCGCGCCGGGUGUGCCCCCUCCGUCGCCUGCGCCUCCCAGCCCUGCGCCUGGCACGCCGCCGCCUUCGCCGGAGCCGCCCAGCCCCGGACCUGGUGUGCCCCCGCCGUCGCCUGCGCCUCCCAGCCCUGCGCCUCCCAGCCCUGCGCCGCCUUCGCCAGAGCCGCCUAGCCCCGCGCCGGGUGUGCCCCCGCCGUCGCCUGCGCCUCCCAGCCCUGCGCCUGGCACGCCACCGCCUUCGCCGGAGCCGCCCAGCCCUGCGCCGGGUGUGCCCCCGCCGUCGCCUGCGCCUCCCAGCCCUGCGCCUCCCAGCCCUGCGCCGCCUUCGCCGGAGCCGCCCAGCCCCGCGCCGGGUGUGCCCCCGCCGUCGCCUGCGCCUCCCAGCCCCGCGCCUGGCACGCCGCCACCUUCGCCGGAGCCGCCCAGCCCCGGUCCGGGUGUGCCCCCGCCGUCGCCUGCGCCUCCCAGCCCUGCGCCUGGUACGCCGCCGCCUUCGCCAGAGCCGCCUAGCCCCGCGCCGGGUGUGCCCCCGCCGUCGCCUGCGCCUCCCAGCCCUGCGCCUGGCACGCCACCGCCUUCGCCGGAGCCGCCCAGCCCCGCGCCGGGUGUGCCCCCGCCGUCGCCUGCGCCUCCCAGCCCUGCGCCUGGCACGCCGCCGCCUUCGCCGGAGCCGCCCAGCCCCGCGCCGGGUGUGCCCCCGCCGUCGCCUGCGCCUCCCAGCCCUGCGCCUGGCACGCCGCCGCCUUCGCCGGAGCCGCCCAGCCCCGCGCCGGGUGUGCCCCCGCCGUCGCCUGCGCCUCCCAGCCCUGCGCCUGGCACGCCGCCGCCUUCGCCGGAGCCGCCCAGCCCCGGACCGGGUGUGCCCCCGCCGUCGCCUGCGCCUCCCAGCCCUGCGCCUGGCACGCCGCCUCCUUCGCCGGAGCCGCCCAGCCCCGCGCCGGGCGUGCCCCCGCCGUCGCCUGCGCCUCCCAGCCCCGCGCCUGGUGCGCCGCCACCUUCGCCGGAGCCGCCCAGCCCCGGUCCGGGCGUGCCCCCGCCGUCGCCUGCGCCUCCCAGCCCUGCGCCUGGUACUCCGCCGCCUUCGCCGGAGCCGCCCAGCCCCGCACCGGGUGUGCCCCCGCCGUCGCCUGCGCCUCCCAGCCCUGCGCCUCCCAGCCCUGCGCCGCCUUCGCCAGAGCCGCCUAGCCCCGCGCCGGGUGUGCCCCCGCCGUCGCCUGCGCCUCCCAGCCCUGCGCCUGGCACGCCACCGCCUUCGCCGGAGCCGCCCAGCCCCGCGCCGGGUGUGCCCCCGCCGUCGCCUGCACCUCCCAGCCCUGCGCCUGGCACGCCGCCGCCUUCGCCGGAGCCGCCCAGCCCCGCGCCGGGUGUGCCCCCGCCGUCGCCUGCGCCUCCCAGCCCUGCGCCUGGCACGCCGCCGCCUUCGCCGGAGCCGCCCAGCCCCGGUCCGGGUGUGCCCCCGCCGUCGCCUGCGCCUCCCAGCCCUGCGCCUGGCACGCCGCCACCUUCGCCGGAGCCGCCCAGCCCCGCGCCGGGUGUGCCCCCGCCGUCGCCUGCGCCUCCCAGCCCUGCGCCUGGCACGCCGCCGCCUUCGCCGGAGCCGCCCAGCCCCGCGCCGGGUGUGCCCCCGCCGUCGCCCUGCGCCUCCCAGCCCUGCGCCUGGCACGCCGCCGCCUUCGCCGGAGCCGCCCAGCCCCGCGCCGGCCCUGCGCCUGGCACGCCGCCGCCUUCGCCGGAGCCGCCCAGCCCCGGUCCGGGCGUGCCCCCGCCGUCGCCUGCGCCUCCCAGCCCUGCGCCUGGCACGCCGCCGCCUUCGCCGGAGCCGCCCAGCCCCGCGCCGGGCGUGCCCCCGCCGUCGCCUGCGCCUCCCAGCCCUGCGCCUGGCACGCCGCCGCCUUCGCCGGAGCCGCCCAGCCCCGCGCCGGGUGUGCCCCCGCCGUCGCCUGCGCCUCCCAGCCCUGCGCCUGGCACGCCGCCACCUUCGCCGGAGCCGCCCAGCCCCGCGCCGGGUGUGCCCCCGCCGUCGCCUGCGCCUCCCAGCCCUGCGCCUGGCACGCCGCCGCCUUCGCCGGAGCCGCCCAGCCCCGGUCCGGGUGUACCCCCGCCGUCGCCUGCGCCUCCCAGCCCUGCGCCUGGCACGCCGCCACCUUCGCCGGAGCCGCCCAGCCCCGCGCCGGGUGUGCCCCCGCCGUCGCCUGCGCCUCCCAGCCCUGCGCCUGGCACGCCGCCGCCUUCGCCGGAGCCGCCCAGCCCCGCGCCGGGUGUGCCCCCGCCUUCGCCUUCGCCUCCCAGCCCUGCGCCUGGCACGCCGCCGCCUUCGCCGGAGCCGCCCAGCCCUGCGCCUCCCAGCCCUGCGCCGCCUUCGCCGGAGCCGCCCAGCCCCGCGCCGGGUGUGCCCCCGCCGUCGCCUGCGCCUCCCAGCCCCGCGCCUGGCACGCCGCCACCUUCGCCGGAGCCGCCCAGCCCCGGUCCGGGUGUGCCCCCGCCGUCGCCUGCGCCUCCCAGCCCUGCGCCUGGUACGCCGCCGCCUUCGCCAGAGCCGCCUAGCCCCGCGCCGGGUGUGCCCCCGCCGUCGCCUGCGCCUCCCAGCCCUGCGCCUGGCACGCCACCGCCUUCGCCGGAGCCGCCCAGCCCCGCGCCGGGUGUGCCCCCGCCGUCGCCUGCGCCUCCCAGCCCUGCGCCUGGCACGCCGCCGCCUUCGCCGGAGCCGCCCAGCCCCGCGCCGGGUGUGCCCCCGCCGUCGCCUGCGCCUCCCAGCCCUGCGCCUGGCACGCCGCCGCCUUCGCCGGAGCCGCCCAGCCCCGCGCCGGGUGUGCCCCCGCCGUCGCCUGCGCCUCCCAGCCCUGCGCCUGGCACGCCGCCGCCUUCGCCGGAGCCGCCCAGCCCCGGACCGGGUGUGCCCCCGCCGUCGCCUGCGCCUCCCAGCCCUGCGCCUGGCACGCCGCCUCCUUCGCCGGAGCCGCCCAGCCCCGCGCCGGGCGUGCCCCCGCCGUCGCCUGCGCCUCCCAGCCCUGCGCCUGGCACGCCGCCGCCUUCGCCGGAGCCGCCCAGCCCCGGUCCGGGUGUACCCCCGCCGUCGCCUGCGCCUCCCAGCCCUGCGCCUGGUACUCCGCCGCCUUCGCCGGAGCCGCCCAGCCCCACGCCGGGUGUGCCCCCGCCGUCGCCUGCGCCUCCCAGCCCUGCGCCUGGCACGCCGCCUCCUUCGCCGGAGCCGCCUAGCCCCGGUCCGGGUGUGCCCCCGCCGUCGCCUGCGCCUCCCAGCCCUGCGCCUGGCACGCCGCCGCCUUCGCCGGAGCCGCCUAGCCCCGCGCCGGGUGUGCCCCCGCCGUCGCCUGCGCCUCCCAGCCCUGCGCCUGGCACGCCGCCGCCUUCGCCGGAGCCGCCCAGCCCAGCGCCGGGUGUGCCCCCGCCGUCGCCUGCGCCUCCCAGCCCUGCGCCUGACACGCCGCCGCCUUCGCCGGAGCCGCCCAGCCCCGCGCCGGGUGUGCCCCCGCCGUCGCCUGCGCCUCCCAGCCCUGCGCCUGGCACGCCGCCGCCUUCGCCGGAGCCGCCCAGCCCCGCGCCGGGCGUGCCCCCGCCGUCGCCUGCGCCUCCCAGCCCUGCGCCUGGCACGCCGCCGCCUUCGCCGGAGCCGCCCAGCCCCGCGCCGGGUGUGCCCCCGCCGUCGCCUGCGCCUCCCAGCCCUGCGCCUGGCACGCCGCCUCCUUCGCCGGAGCCGCCCAGCCCACCAACUCCACCGCCACCAGUACCGCUUUGCAGAGGAUGUAUCACCUACCAACUAAUUCCUCCAAUAUUCCCUGUUGGCCCGGUCAUUUCCAUCAACUCCUCUACCUGUCUGGACCUCGUUGACAUCGUUAAUAUGGAUGUGGAGCAACUGGCCCUAGAUGGUGGUGCAACGGUUUUCAUACCGUUUUCCACGACUUCAUGCGAUGACGACAAGGUCACUGUAUGUGGCGCGUUCGGACCUGGCGUAGAUCUUGACCUCAGCGUUCAACUGGAAUUCUGGUUGCAAGAUGUCAUCCUGGCUGGGCGUGCAUGCGAUGGAUACAGUGUUCAGGGAAGCACAGACACACUUGCAACGUCAGACCGUUUAUCGUGCCUGUCUGGGCAGGCACAGAAGUCAUGUGCUAUCUCUGACCCUCCAUCACCUGAACCUCCAAGCCCCGAGCCGCCAUCGCCCCCUCCGCCUCCACCCGACGCGCCUCCGCCAAGCCCCGAGCCGCCGUCGCCUCCUCCUCCGCCUCCACCUGACGCGCCUCCGCCGAGCCCUGUGCCGCCAUCGCCUCCUCCUCCGCCUCCGCCGGACGCACCUCCGCCAAGCCCCGAGCCGCCUUCGCCUCCCCCUCCACCUCCGCCGGACGCGCCUCCGCCAAGCCCUGUGCCGCCGUCGCCUCCUCCUCCACCUCCACCCGACGCGCCUCCGCCGAGCCCCGAGCCGCCAUCGCCUCCUCCUCCGCCUCCGCCGGACGCACCUCCGCCAAGCCCCGAGCCGCCUUCGCCUCCUCCUCCACCUCCGCCGGACGCGCCUCCGCCGAGCCCCGAGCCGCCUUCACCUCCUCCUCCGCCUCCGCCCGACGCACCUCCGCCAAGCCCCGAGCCGCCUUCGCCUCCUCCCCCGCCUCCACCCGACGCGCCUCCGCCGAGCCCCGAGCCGCCUUCGCCUCCUCCUCCACCUCCACCCGACGCGCCUCCGCCGAGCCCUGUGCCGCCGUCGCCUCCUCCUCCGCCUCCUCCGGACGCACCUCCGCCGAGCCCUGAGCCGCCAUCGCCUCCUCCUCCGCCUCCGCCCGACGCACCUCCGCCAAGCCCUGAGCCGCCUUCGCCUCCUCCCCCGCCUCCGCCCGACGCGCCUCCGCCGAGCCCCGAGCCGCCGUCGCCUCCUCCUCCACCUCCACCCGACGCGCCUCCACCGAGCCCUAUGCCGCCGUCGCCUCCUCCUCCGCCUCCUCCGGACGCGCCUCCGCCGAGCCCUGUGCCGCCGUCGCCUCCUCCUCCGCCUCCGCCCGACGCGCCUCCACCAAGCCCCGAGCCGCCGUCGCCUCCUCCUCCGCCUCCGCCGGACGCACCUCCGCCAAGCCCCGAGCCGCCAUCGCCUCCUCCGCCUCCACCAGACGCGUCUCCGCCGAGCCCCGUGCCGCCGUCGCCUCCUCCUCCGCCUCCACCCGACGCGCCUCCGCCGAGCCCCGUGCCGCCUUCGCCUCCUCCUCCACCUCCACCCGACGCGCCUCCGCCAAGCCCCGAGCCGCCGUCGCCUCCUCCUCCACCUCCACCCGGCGCGCCUCCACCGAGCCCUAUGCCGCCUUCACCGCCUCCUCCGCCUCCGCCGGACGCGCCUCCGCCGAGCCCUGUGCCGCCGUCGCCUCCUCCUCCACCUCCACCCGACGCGCCUCCGCCGAGCCCUGUGCCGCCGUCGCCGCCUCCUCCACCUCCACCCGACGCGCCUCCGCCGAGCCCUGAGCCGCCGUCGCCUCCUCCUCCGCCUCCACCGGACGCGCUUCCGCCGAGCCCUGUGCCGCCGUCGCCUCCUCCUCCACCUCCACCCGACGCGCCUCCGCCGAGCCCUGUGCCGCCGUCGCCGCCUCCUCCACCUCCACCCGACGCGCCUCCGCCGAGCCCUGAGCCGCCGUCGCCUCCUCCUCCGCCUCCACCGGACGCGCUUCCGCCGAGCCCUGUGCCGCCAUCGCCUCCUCCUCCGCCUCCUCCGGACGCGCCUCCGCCGAGCCCUGUGCCGCCGUCGCCUCCUCCUCCGCCUCCGCCGGACGCGCCUCCGCCGAGCCCUGAGCCGCCGUCGCCUCCUCCUCCACCUCCUCCGGACGCGCCUCCGCCGAGCCCUGUGCCGCCGUCGCCUCCUCCUCCACCUCCACCCGACGCGCCUCCGCCGAGCCCUGUGCCGCCGUCGCCGCCUCCUCCACCUCCACCCGACGCGCCUCCGCCGAGCCCUGAGCCGCCGUCGCCUCCUCCUCCGCCUCCACCGGACGCGCUUCCGCCGAGCCCUGUGCCGCCAUCGCCUCCUCCUCCGCCUCCUCCGGACGCGCCUCCGCCGAGCCCUGUGCCGCCGUCGCCUCCUCCUCCACCUCCACCCGACGCGCCUCCGCCGAGCCCCGUGCCGCCGUCCCCCCCUCCUCCCUCGCCUCCUCCUCCACCGCCCCCGCCGCCGGAUGGCCCCAUACCACCUCCUCCUUCACCUCCGCCUCCGCCUCCGCCGCCUGGAAUGCCGCCGCCGAGUCCGGAACCACCUUCGCCUUCUCCUCCCUCGCGUCCUCCGCCUUCACCUUCUCCCCCAUUGCCGCCUCCGCCUUCACCUCCUCCUCCGCCUCCUCCCGAUGGCCCCUCAUUCCCUCCACCGUCACCGCCUCCACCCGACACGCCUCCCCCCUUUCCUCCUCCGCCGUCCCCGCCUCCGCCGCCACCUCCCAACCUUCCGCCUCCGAGUCCGCCCCCACCUUCACCGCCCCCGCCUCCGCCUCCGGACGGACCGAUCCCUCCACCGCCAUCUCCUCCACCUCCACCUCCACCCGGCGCGCCCCCUCCCCCUCCUCCUGGAUUGCCUUCUCCACCACCUCCAGGCACCCCGCUUCCUCCUUCGCCCGACCCUCCUCCACCCCCUCCACCAGCAGUUUUCUUCGGCAGCCCUCCGCCUCCGCCCCCUCCUCCGCCACCUGACAGCUCCCCACCACCGCCGCCGCCCCCACCGCCCGACCUACCACCUCCACCACCACCGGAUGCUCCUUCUCCUCCACCUUCGCCACCGCCCAGCCCGCCACCACCCAGCCCGCCGCCCCCGGAUGCGCCCUUGCCGCCCCCUCCACCGUCACCCCGCCCUCCAGCCCAGGCAGGAGAGCGUGCGCCUCCCCUCCCGCCACUCCCAGCCAUCCCGGCUGUCCCCGCUGCGCCUCCGCCGCCGCCCUCUGAGUGCUACAACCAGGGCGACACCACGCGCCUUGACACGCCGCCACCGCGAGCAUGUGGAGACCAGGCCACGUGUGUGGACGCAACUUUGGAUGCCAAGAAGUGUGUGUACCGUGUUGCGGGCGGGCGGCGCUACCUAUACUGCCAGUCCUGCUUGGAGUGGCCACGCGAGGGCAGCUCCUGUGCCCUCCUGCGAGCAUCACCGCCACCUCCUGCUACACGGGGCCGCACGGGUGCGGGAGCAACAACAGCUGCCACUUCUACGGGAGUGGACACUAUUUGCGCCUCGGACCGCCUGGGGACUGCAAUCGAGGGCGCGGGUGGUGUGCCGGUGCCUGGUGGCAUCAACCAGGUGUCACCAUGGCUGCCCGGCGGCAACUCGACCAAGUACUGCCAGUGGGUGCGAUGGGCUGACGGAGACUUCACAACACAGCCGGUUCUCUUCUCCGUGCGGAGUGGAGACAAGACCUGUGUUGCAGGAUCCUCCGGGGCGGAGAUCAUGGUAACGCUCCGCGGCCUCUCAGCUACCUGUACCGGCCCGCGCUUCUCCCCGUCGGGCACAGUUGCUGGCUGCGCGUCCAACGACGGCACUGUUUACAACGAGUGCCUGUGGACCGUCAUGGUGCCACGGCCCGACGGCCCAGAGUGGAACGGCCCGACGGACUGCAUUCCACCCGAAGAGCCCACACUGCCACCUCCGCCGAAACGCCCUGGAGCACCGAACCUGCGCCGCAACCCGCCUCUGCCGCCGUUCCCUGCCACGCCGUCUGCUGACCCAACUUGCAAGCACACCGGCCCCAACACUCAGCUUCCCGGCAACUCGGGCCUCAGCUGCAAUUCACAAGGUGCCUGCAUCGACCUCGACUAUGACUCCUCCGAGUGCUACUGGCGCAGCGGCUUCCUGUACUGCCAGGCCUGUCUGGUGUGGCCGCGCGCCGGGUCCUCCUGUGCCCUUAACGCCGCCAGCCCGAUUGAUUACGUGUGCGCUGGUGACGAGCUGUCGAGUGUGCUGACGCCAGACGGCUCCUCCACAAGCGGUGGGACAUCCCUGCUACAGCCGUGGCAGCCACAGAGCCGCUACUGCCAGCUGAUUCGGUGGGCAGCGGACGAUAUGGAGCCAACCGAGGUUCUGUUCUCGAUCAAGAGCGGCAGCGCCCGCUGCACACGCCGCACGAACGUCACCAUGACGCUCGAGGGACUGGACGCGGUGUGCGCCGCACCACGUGACAACGCCUCGGGCGGUGCUGCCGGAUGCCAGGGCAACGACAACGUGGACAAUGAGUGCUUGUGGAGCAUGCGCCUGCCGCGCCCUGGCGCACAGGGCUGGAAUGGCAAGAACUGCCUGCCUGCCCCGCCGCUGGCUUCCCCGCCGCCACCCCGUGUGCGCCGGCCUGCCACCCCCGGCAUACGCGCUCCGUCGGUACCACCGCCUGCACCCUCCGAGCCGUUGACGCCUGCCAAGGGCCGGCCUCCGCCCCCCAAGCGCCGGACGCCAGCGGCCCCCGGCAAGCGUGCACCUAACGCACCCCCAACUCCGCAGCCACCGAUCGAGGGCUUUUACGGCUUCCCUUUCUGCGCCUGCAAGAGGCGCACCCUCAAGCCCACGCCGUAUCGGCUUGUGUACGACAGCAGCACACCGCUGCCCGCCCUGGCUGAUGGCAAGGACCGGGUGCGCCACUGCUUCCACAUCCAGGUGGUCGGCUGCGACUCAAAGUCGCAGUGCUGCGGCAUGGGCAUCAAGAAGGUUGAGCUGUCUGUGGAGAAUGAGUGCCGCACCUCUGUCAAGCUGGCGCUGCUAGCGGGCCGCAGUUACCCGUGGUCCUUUACGCAAAAUGACUACAAUGGCGAGACCUACACAACGUUCAAGCUGACAAGCCUGGGCCUGGAGAAGCCGGACGUGCCGGACGGCAUGCCCCUGUGCAUCAUCCUCACCGAGCCCUGCUCCUCCCUGGCCGACUUCUGCUACGGAGGCGGCGACUGGUGCCGCUUCACGUUCUUCUCCACGGACGAAAACUGCUGCCCGACUGGGGACCUGCUGGCGUCGUCCGACCCCACGCAGGUCGAGGUGGUGGACACUGCGGGAGGCGACGUUGAGGUGGUGGAGCUGAGGCGGCGAGGGCUGCUGUCAGGGGAUGCUGCGUAGCCCCCACAUGCCCUUUAGAUGCUCUCACACUGUGACAGUUAGAUUUAGAAAGACCGUUCGUGGUCAAUUUAGUCAGGGUGCCCCCGUGAAAUAGCCGGCGUCCCUCUUUGUAUGCGGGCUUUGCAGCCAUGCUGUUGCAUUCCCGCUUUAUUAGCAGCGGCUUGCCAUAUGAAAUCGUCGUAGGAGUUGAAGGAGAGUUCUGACGCAUAGAAGUGUUUCUGUGUGUGUAUGUGUAUGUGUGUGUUGCAUGGAUGGGAGGCAUGCCUCCAUACAUGUCCAAUGUGUUCCUGUCUACCGUAUUCAAUCCUGUGACACCAGCGUGCCGCAGGAUGAGGCUUGGUGUGCGCUGCUAGGUUGAGGGAGUAUCGUUGUUUGUUUUUGCACUCUCAACAAGCACUCGCAUUAUAUUAACGAAAGGUUAGUGCUCAGACUUGGGUACACUGCACACCUCUGGAGAGUAAGGGCCACCGCAAUAUCCCUCACAGCAGAGCACCCUGCGCAUACUUCCAUUCCGUGCACGCUUCAUCAAAUAGCGAUUUGCGUGAGACGAGUUGCCCCCAGGGGCCCCUGAAGUUGAACUUAAUCCAGAAUGAUGCGUGAAAAUGAUAGAGAUUUGUUUCAGCCCAUUUCGUGGUGCUGCGAUCUUGAAGGAUCUUAUACCGUGUAAUACAGGUGUUGAUCUGCUUGUGUGUAGGUGUGCAUGUGUGUGUGUGUGUGUCAUGCCCGGAGCAAGUACGCUUAACAGUGUGGUGUGAUGUGGCUUCUGUUUAUAGGACAGGCUUGAAGCGUGAGGAAGUCACGACCUCAAGUUGCCAUGCGCUCGUCCCUGUAAGCAGCAUGCCCC